AUGCCCUCGUUGGACUUGAGAUAUAUAGCGGCACCUAUGGUCAAGCAAGCGGAUGGCCCAUUUCGCUUGCUUGUGCGCAAAUACGGGGCAAGCCUGACAUACACACAGAUGCUCCUUCCCGACAGAAUUCUAAACGAUCAAGAUUACCUGGAGUAUCAUUUGCGAGACCUGUCGAUUGCUUCUGAUGACGGUCUUGAACGUCCCGUUGUAAUCCAACUCUGUGGGCAUGAUCCCCAAACUAUCGUGAAGGCUGGUCGUAAACUGCAAGGACACUGUGACGCGAUAGACCUAAAUCUCGGCUGUCCUCAAGAAUCAGCUCGCGAUGGGCAUUUUGGCGCUUAUCUUUUAGGACAAAAAAAUUGGCCACUCGUCGAAGAGAUCGUGUCUGCAAUGUCCAGUUCUUUUUCUGUGCCUGUGACAGCGAAAUUGAGGCUCUGUCAACCAUCUCACGCAACGCUAGACCUUUCUCAACGUCUGGAAGCGUGUGGUGUAUCCUGGGUUACUCUUCACGCACGCAACGUUUCGGCUCGGCGGAGAAGACAAGGUUCUGCGAAUCUCGACGAGGUCAAGAGACUCAAAGGCAACUUGCAAGUUCCGGUCGUUAGCAACGGAAACGUCCGUGAGUUUUCUGACUUGCUGGCAAACACGGAGUACACUGGAGCCGAUGGUGUUAUGGUGGGGGAAACUCUACUUGGGAACCCA
This is a messenger RNA of Laccaria bicolor S238N-H82, 702 nucleotides long. RefSeq lists its product as uncharacterized. Gene Ontology annotation, molecular function: flavin adenine dinucleotide binding; tRNA dihydrouridine synthase activity. NCBI's taxonomy places the organism in Eukaryota, Fungi, Basidiomycota, Agaricomycetes, Agaricales, Hydnangiaceae. Gene Ontology annotation, biological process: tRNA processing. The record is from RefSeq and is a predicted model, not a curated record. The annotation marks the transcript as partial. The transcript has 3 exons.